Setaria italica (foxtail millet) is the source of this 2363-nucleotide messenger RNA. Its product is annotated as F-box protein At5g39450. Lineage: Eukaryota; Viridiplantae; Streptophyta; Magnoliopsida; Poales; Poaceae. The transcript has 2 exons. Gene Ontology annotation, molecular function: protein binding. The coding region runs from base 269 to 1942 and encodes 557 amino acids. The record is from RefSeq and is a predicted model, not a curated record.
GUUCCACCGCAAGAAACUCUACAAGCUGAAUAGAAUUACACUCGGUUCGUUUUUAAGUAGAUUGCCCAAGUGGCCAUAACUAUUUGAGCUCUGAGGUCUUGGAAAGUAAUAAAGGUAGUAGUGAUAGGGUGAUAGCAGCUUAAGUGGUUGGAAUUUUGGAUGGGCCCAUCCCCGUUCAUUUCUCAAAGCACACGACACGGCACGAGAUCCUGCUUGUCCACGAAAUAUCGCCGAGAAAUUUCCAAAUCAGCCGCCGCCGAUCCCGACCAUGUCCUCCGGCGACCUCGACGGCGCCGCCCUCAUCCUCUCCCUCCCCGAGGACGUACUCGCCCUGAUCUCCGCGCGCCUUUGCACCCGCGACCUCCUCGCGCUCUCCGCCGCCUCCCGCCGCCUCCGCCACGCGCUCUACGGCGGCGGCGCCGACAAGGCCUGGCUCGCGCAGUGCCGCCGCCUCCUCCCCUCGCCGCCCCACCUCCUCGCCUGGCGCGCCGCCGCCGGCGGAUCCUCCCUCGCCGUCUGCCGCUUCCUCCACUCCGCCGCGCCGCUGCUCGGCGCCCUCUGGGCCCACCAGAACCCCGAGCUCGGCAACCUCGUCGCCGCCGUCCCGGGCUUCCUCUCCGUCGUUGCCGCCCGCGCCAUCCCGCAGGAGCUCUCCCCGCGCCUCCGAUGGGCACCCGUCUUCGAGCUCCUCGCCGACGCCCAUGGACGCCCCGCCAUCCUAUUCCUCCACGGCCACCAACCCGCCGACCUCUUCCCGGCCCGCCUCUCCUCCCUCCAGCCCCACGCCAACGUCCUCUUCCUCGAGGCCCAAACCGACCAGGACCCCAUCGCUGCCUCCUCCUCGCACCAGUUCCCCCGCCUCGCCUUCGGCGACCGCCGCCGCCUGCUCGACUCCCUCGUCGACGCCUGCCGCGUCACGCUCCCGCCCGACCUCGUCGCGGCCCCGCUCUUCGCGCGCUCCGAGGAGGACCUCCCGGUGCUCGCGGCGCGACGGGAGGCGAUGCUGCGGCUGCACAGGGAGGCUGGCGGGGGCAUGGUGCGCACGCCGGAGGUCCAGGGGCUCCUACUAGAAGCCAAGAAGAAGGCAGCGCCGUCGUCACCGAGCGACGGUGGGGAGAGGAUUCGCCUGCGGAGGAGCCUCUCCGCUGUAGCAGUGGCCGUCAGGAACGGCCUGCGCCAGAUGGUGACACGAUCAGUGUCAGCGAAUUCCAGGACUCAGUACAUCGACACCAAACAUCUGCUGUUGGCUGACUUCCUGCACACCGGUGAGAGUGUCGGCCUGAGCAUCCGCGGCGCGAGAAUGCGGCUGUCCACUUACCGUGCAUGGCCGAGCAUGCAUGACAACCGCUUUGCGCUCUACAAGCUCACGGUGCAACCGCCCGUGCCAGGAAGGGAGUACUCCGGGCUGUGGGGAGGCACAUUCGGGUGGCCUCCAGGGCGACCCGAGGAUGAGUGCAAGCCCAGGAAGGCUCUCUUCUUCUUGCUGCUCUCAUACGAGGAGGACAGCGAGGGGAAGCCUCUGCUGAUUGCGACUAAGGUGUUGGAGGGAACACACUACGUCGUGCAUCCGAAUGGGUCAUCUAUGUUUGUCGCAAGGAUGGGUGAGCCGUCAACAGAGGCUUUUCCAUGGCAGACCGAUGGGGAGUCCCGAAAUGUGGAUGUGGAGAGGGGCUUUGCAGGAGAGGGCAUUGCCACUGGGUAUGGCUUCAGGUACCCUGGCUCAAAGCCUGGCUCACUGUUUGUCCUCCAGGAUGGUCAGCUUGCGUUUGUUUGGAAAGAGACAGGGGCUGUGCUCACCUUGAAAAGACUGAAUUUGGAAGAGUUGCUGAAGAAAGGGGAGCGUGUGCCUGCAUUGCAGCCAGUACCAAAUUUUGCGUACCUUACAAAGUCUUACUCCAACGUCUUCACUGGUUUCCCUGGCAGUUCGGCUUCUCCCAGGUAAAAACCAUAAGUGGAGAGGAUGUAUAGAAUGAUCACCUCAUGCAGAACAAUGGAGAAGUGGUCUCUGGAUCAAGUUCUGUCCUUCCUUGCCAAGCGAUGCAUGUGCCUGCUUCUCUGGAGGUUGGGCGUCACCAGGUGAUGUGUCUCGACUCUCGAUGCUGUAAAGGAGGAGCAGCAAAACAGCAGCAAUACUUCAGGAAUAUCAAUACUCUAUCGUUAAGGAAAUAGCAACCACACCACAUAUUCCUCACUACAGCUAUUUUUCAUGACUGCUAUUAAUGAAAUCCAUUUGGAGUGUAAAUUUGUUUGAGAUUUGUAUAUAUCUUUAUUGAAAUGCAGGUGAUUGAUACGAACUCUAUCCUGGAACAGUUCUGUUCAUAUGACGUCGCUGAAUUCAGUCAGUUAUCAUCUUUCUUUUUUUA